Messenger RNA from Gadus morhua (Atlantic cod), 5376 nucleotides. RefSeq lists its product as uncharacterized. The coding region runs from base 436 to 5019 and encodes 1527 amino acids. The record is from RefSeq and is a predicted model, not a curated record. NCBI's taxonomy places the organism in Eukaryota, Metazoa, Chordata, Actinopteri, Gadiformes, Gadidae. The transcript is spliced from 11 exons.
UUGACUUCUGCAUCAACAGUUCCGACUUCAACAGAUGGAACAGUGACUUCUGACAGACUGACUUCUCAAACUACUGUUCAAUCUUCAACAUCAGAGCUAUCGACUUCUCCAGUCACUGUUCUGACUUCAACAGCAGAACCAUCGACUCCCGCAUUCACAGGUCUGACUUCAACAGCAGAGCCAUCGAUUUCCGCUUCCACAGUUCUGAAUUCCACAACAGAGCCAUCGACUUCUGUAUCCACAGUUCUGACUCCAACAGAUGGACUAUUUACUUCUGCAUCCACAGUUCUGACUUCAACAGAUGGACCAUUGACUUCUGCGUCCACAAUUCUGACGACAACAGUUGGACCAUUGACUUCUGCAUCCACAGUUCAGACUUCAACAGAUGGACCAUUGACUUCUGCAUCCACAGUUUUGACUUCAACAGAUGGAACAAUGACUUUUGACCCACUGACUUCUCAAACUACUGUUCAAUCGUCAACAUCAGAACAAUCGACUUCUGUAGUCACUGUUCUGACUUCAACAGCGGAGCCAUCGACUUCUGCAUCAACAGUUCUGACUUCAACAGAUCAACCAUUGACUUCUGCAUCCACAGUUCUGACCUCAACAGAUGGACCAUUGACUUCUGCGUCCACAAUUCUGACGACAACAGUUGGACCAUUGACUUCUGCAUCCACAAUUCAGACUUCAACAGAUGGACCAUUGACUUCUGCAUCCACAGUUCUGACUUCAACAGAUGGAACAAUGACUUCUGACCCAUUGACUUCUCAAACUACGGUUCAAACUUCAACAGCAGAGCAAUCAACUUCUGCAUCAACAUUUCUGACUUCAACGGAUGGAGGAUUGACUUCUGCAUCCUCAGAUAUGACUUCAACAGAUGGACCAUUGACCUCUGCAUCCACAGUUCUGACUUCAACAGAUGUAACAUUGACUUCCGCAUCCACGGUUCAAACUUCAACAGCAGAGCCAUCGACUCCCGCAUCCACAGUUCUGGCUUCAACAGAUGGACCAUUGACUUCUGCGUCCACAAUUCUGACGACAACAGUUGGACCAUUGACUUCUGCAUCCACAGUUCUGACUUCAACAGAUGGACCAUUGACUUCUGCAUCCACAGUUUUGACUUCAACAGAUGGAACAAUGACUUCUGACCCACUGACUUCUCAAACUACUGUUCAAUCGUCAACAUCAGAACAAUCGACUUCUGCAGUCACUGUUCUGACUUCAACAGCGGAGCCAUCGACUUCUGCAUCAACAGUUCUGACUUCAACAGAUGGACCAUUGACUUCUGCAUCAACAGUUCUGACUUCAACAGAUGGAACAGUGACUUCUGACACACUGACUUCUCAAACUACUGUUCAAUCUUCAACAUCAGAGCUAUCGACUUCUCCAGUCACUGUUCUCACUUCAACAGCAGAACCAUCGACUCCCGCAUUCACAGUUCUGACUUCAACAGCAGAGCCAUCGAUUUCCGCGUCCACAGUUCUGAAUUCCACAACAGAGCCAUCGACUUCUGUAUCCACAGUUCUGACUCCAACAGAUGGACUAUUUACUUCUGCAUCCACAGUUCUGACUUCAACAGAUGGACCAUUGACUUCUGCGUCCACAAUUCUGACGACAACAGUUGGACCAUUGACUUCUGCAUCCACAGUUCAGACUUCAACAGAUGGACCAUUGACUUCUGCAUCCACAGUUUUGACUUCAACAGAUGGAACAAUGACUUUUGACCCACUGACUUCUCAAACUACUGUUCAAUCGUCAACAUCAGAACAAUCGACUUCUGUAGUCACUGUUCUGACUUCAACAGCGGAGCCAUCGACUUCUGCAUCAACAGUUCUGACUUCAACAGAUCAACCAUUGACUUCUGCAUCCACAGUUCUGACCUCAACAGAUGGACCAUUGACUUCUGCGUCCACAAUUCUGACGACAACAGUUGGACCAUUGACUUCUGCAUCCACAAUUCAGACUUCAACAGAUGGACCAUUGACUUCUGCAUCCACAGUUCUGACUUCAACAGAUGGAACAAUGACUUCUGACCCAUUGACUUCUCAAACUACGGUUCAAACUUCAACAGCAGAGCAAUCAACUUCUGCAUCAACAUUUCUGACUUCAACGGAUGGAGGAUUGACUUCUGCAUCCUCAGAUAUGACUUCAACAGAUGGACCAUUGACCUCUGCAUCCACAGUUCUGACUUCAACAGAUGUAACAUUGACUUCCGCAUCCACUGUUCAAACUUCAACAGCAGAGCCAUCGACUCCCGCAUCCACAGUUCUGGCUUCAACAGAUGGACCAUUGACUUCUGCGUCCACAAUUCUGACGACAACAGUUGGACCAUUGACUUCUGCAUCCACAGUUCUGACUUCAACAGAUGGACCAUUGACUUCUGCAUCCACAGUUUUGACUUCAACAGAUGGAACAAUGACUUCUGACCCACUGACUUCUCAAACUACUGUUCAAUCGUCAACAUCAGAACAAUCGACUUCUGCAGUCACUGUUCUGACUUCAACAGCGGAGCCAUCGACUUCUGCAUCAACAGUUCUGACUUCAACAGAUCAACCAUUGACUUCUGCAUCCACAGUUCUGACCUCAACAGAUGGACCAUUGACUUCUGCGUCCACAAUUCUGACGACAACAGUUGGACAAUUGACUUCUGCAUCCACAGUUCUGACUUCCACAGAUGAAAAAGUGACUUCUGACCCACUGACUUUUCAAACUUCAACAGCAAAGCCAUCGACUCCCGCAUUCACAGUUCUGACUUCAACAGCAGAGCCAUCAACUUCUGCAUCCACACUUCUGACUUCAACAGAUGGAACAGUGACUUCUGACACACUGACUUCUCAAACUACUGUUCAAUCUUCAACAUCAGAGCUAUCGACUUCUCCAGUCACUGUUCUGACUUCAACAGCAGAACCAUCGACUCCCGCAUUCACAGUUCUGACUUCAACAGCAGAGCCAUCGAUUUCCGCGUCCACAGUUCUGAAUUCCACAACAGAGCCAUCGACUUCUGUAUCCACAGUUCUGACUCCAACAGAUGGACUAUUUACUUCUGCAUCCACAGUUCUGACUUCAAAAGAUGAAACAGUGACUUCUGACACACUGACCUCUCAAACUACAGUUCAAACUUCUCCAGCAGAGCCAAUGACUUCUGCAUCCACACUUCUGACUUCAACAGAUGGACCGUUGACUUCUGCAUCAACAGUUCCGACUUCAACAGAUGGAACAGUGACUUCUGAAUUCACAGUUCUGCCUUCAACAGUUGGACAAUUGACUUCUGCAUCCACAGUUGUGAUUUCAACAGACGGACCAUUGACUUCUGACCCACUGAUUUCUCAAACUACGGUUCAAACUUCAACAGCAGAGCCAUUGACUUCCGCAUCCACAGUUCUGGCUCCAACAUCAGAGCCAUCGACUUCUGCAUCUACAGUUCUGACUUCAACAGAAGGACCAUUGGCCUCUGCAUCCACAGUUCUGACUCCAACAGUUGAACCAUUGACUUCUGCAUCAACAGUUCUGACUUCAACAGAUGGAACAGUGACUUCUGACCCACUGACUCCACUAACUACGGUUCAAACAUCAGCAGCUAUAACAGUGACUACUCCAUCUACUUUUUCAACUUCAACAACUGAGCCAGUGACUAGUCAGUCUACAGGUUUAACUGCAACAGCUGAACCAGUAACUACUCAGUCUACCGGUCCAACAGCAACAGCUGAACCAAUGACUACUCAAUCUACGCUGCUAACUUCAACAGCUGAACCAGUGAUUUCUGCAUCUACGGUUCCGGCUUCAACAGCUCGACCAGUAAUUACCGUCCCAUUGACUACUCAAUCUGCGGUUCCAACAACUAAACCACCAGAUUGCCAGAAUGGAGGACAUCGCAACGGUUCAAUAAAAUGCAUCUGUCUACUUGGAUUCCGCGGAGUCCUUUGCGAGCAUUUCUCAGAUUAUGUUAAACCAGAAGUGGUUACGACAAAAGUGAUUGUUGAGGUGGUGGUGAACCAGGAUUAUGAACCAGAUUAUAAUGAUGACAAAUCGCCAGAAUACAAAGACUUUGUGAAGAUCUUUACGCAACAGAUGACUUCAUACUAUAGAAAAGUCAACAUAGAGAACUUCGAACGUGUGAUUGUUACAAAAGUGAGUCCUGCAGUUUCCUUUGUUAGGAGAUAUAGGUCAGGAAGUUAUGGAGUGAAUGUAACACAUGAUAUUGUGCUUCUGCUUCAAAAUAAUGCUGACUUUGAGACACAAUAUGGAAAUAUUUUUAAUGAAAUCGAGAAGGCGGUUGAUAACCUUACUAACUGCAGUAAAGGUGAAACAGAUUGUCCUGAAUUUGACAUUUCCAAACCAACUGUUGAAGCAGAAGAAUUUGGCCAAAAUAUUUGUGCAGGCAUCAUUCCAGACCCAUCUCCUCUUGAGUUCUAUGAAGCCCUGAAUGCCAGUGGGUGGAGUUGUGUGACGAUGUGUGACAAGAAUCACAGCAACCCAAAGAACUGCCUCAACAAGGGCGUAUGCAACGUGUACAGCGGCAUCGGACCCAUCUGCGAAUGUGCAAAUGUUGAUUCUACCUGGUACAUCGGUGAUGACUGCAGUUCUCCAAUCUACAAGGUUGCCUUCUACGCUGGUUUAUCAACUACUCUCGUAGUUCUCUUACUGACCGUGGGAGCUCUGUCCGGGUACAUCUACUUCAACAAGCAACGACAGAACCGCAAGAGAAACGUCAGAGAGUCGCUGGUGAACGAGUUCCUGGACGAAGACGUAGUCUGGCCUAAAUCUAGAGAUCAUCUCCCUGCACCUUCAGCGACGUACAGUAACCCCUCCUUCAGCGCUGACCCGACCAGCCGCCAGGGCCGCUUCCUCAUCCAGACCCCCCCGCGGGGAACCGCCGCAUCCUCUACCGGCACCUCCGACUCAGGGCAGAACCAACUCCAGCUUCAACCGAUAUCAAUAAAUCCGCCGAUCCAGAUCCGUCGGCCCCAGAUCAGGUUGGAAGGGAGCCAGCGGCGGGACCAGCCUGCCAGCUGGAGUUAGUGUACCGGUCCCCUGAAGAAGGAGCAUUUGUAACGCGAGCGACGAGACAGGAUAACUUUCUUUUAAAUGUUUAAUAAGAAAACGCAAAAUCAUAAUAUCAAACACACGGUCAAAGAACUGUGUUGCUUCCUACAGUAUCUGACUCCAACUAACAAAUGUUCAAGUCCAACCGUAAUAAUUAGUAUGAGUUAAUACCAAACAGAAACGUCUUAUUUAUUUAACCAUUAGGGAUGUCCCGAUACCACUUUUUCACUUCCGAUACUGAUACCAUAGCUUAGGCUAGUGGCUGAUUCCGAUAUCUAUCCAAUACUUUGUUGUACUCUCGAACAAAUAAUAAUAAUAAAGAUAUAUAUGGAA